AUUUUUCGUGUAGUCGUCUGACUAACAUAGAUUUAUGGGCAAAUAACUCCGGCAGACUUGCGACAGCGUGACAAUUUUUAACUUAACAGGCAUCCAGCAGUAUGGAAAAGAGGAAAUUAAAAAAUCAAGACAGCACUGUUGAAACUAAGAAAAAGAAACACAAGAAGAGUAAGGAUCAUACUGAUGAUGCAGAUGGAAAAGUACUUGAACACAACAAAAUGAACAGUGUUGAAACUAGAAUCAGUAAAACCCCUAAACACAUGGGGAAUGUUUCUGUAAAGAAAGGUAAGGAGCAAAAGAAAAAAGAUGAAUCUGGUAGUAAAGCAUUUAGUGUGCAGAACUUGUUGACUGAAAAAUUAAAAAAUGUACAAAGAAUAAGGUCUGGAAAUGCUGAUGAGGCAAAAACAGAUAAAGUUGAAGAAACAAGAGACAAGAUGGAUAGAGUAAAAGACCAGGUGGAUAGAGUGAGUGACUUAAAUAAAUCAGAUAGUAAUGACUUGCAUAAUGAAAAAGGUGACAAAGUCAAAAAGAAAAGUGACAAGAAGAAAAAAGGAAAAACUGAAACAGGCAAUGUAACAGACACUGCAGAGCAAAAUAUGGUAGACUCUGCUCUUAAAGACAAUCAUGAAGAAGAAGAAGAGGAAGAAGACCCAGAAAAAGCAGCUAUCAGGGAGAAAAAGAGGGAGAAGAGAAAACAAAAGAAACUAGAAAAGGCAAAAUUGAAACAGGAGAAUGCAGACAGAGCAGGGACAGCUCAGACAGCUGCUACUGACUAUUUGAAACAAUGGAAAAAUAACAGGGAUGAGUGGAAAUUCCUGAAAGUCAGACAAGUGUGGUUGUUACAAAAUAUGUAUGAUAAAACAGUGAUAGAAGAUGGUAGUUUUGAAAUCUUGUUGGAGUACCUUGAAGGUUUACGAGGGAAAUCAAGGGAGGUGACUGUAUCAGAAGCAGAGAAGGUCCUUGAAAAGGCUGAAUCAGAUGAAGAGUCGUCUUCAGUGAAGUUUGAUCGUGCUAGACAGAUAAUCCAGCUGCUGUCUGACUGAGUGUGUUCAACAUAUACAACUACACAGCAGACAGGUGUGUAAAGUGCAGUAUGCCAGCUUACACAGACACAACAAUAACUUACAUCAGCUGACCACCUGAUAAACACCUCACACAGAUGUAAAAUGUGUUGACUGUCAAAAUGAAAUACACACAUCAAUGCUGAACAGCACAGGUGUGUACAGUGUGCAGGACAGUGAGUGCUGUAUAUCUCACACACUAAAUUCAAACUGUGUAUACACAAACAGGUUAAGUGAACAGAGCAGUAAAUCUUUUAACAACAAGGCUUGGACCAAUUGACCAUGUGCAUGACGUAGAUCCAAUGUAUACAACACACUGUGCAUUGACAAGGGUGUAUUUCAUUGCUUGCAAUAGAAUUAAAGUUCUAUAGUCCAUACAUUUAGCACAAUAUUUAUACACAGCAGAUAUAAUAGGGUUAUUAUAACAGCAGCUUGAUCUGGGAUGCAUUAUUCGGCUCUCAUGGAUUUUGCCAGAUCGGAUCUCACGAGGCACGCAAGCGCCGAGUGUGAUCCGACCUUGCAAAAGCCACGAGAGCCGAAUACAAAGUCCCAGAUCUAGCUACUGUUAUAAUGACCCUUUUAUUAUAUACCUUUACCAUUUUGAUUCUUGUUUUGUUCUUGAACGAAAUCUUUUAUCGAUAUUAAAUGGAACUUAGUGAAGUUUUUAUGUGCGCUAUUUAUAGAAAUGUGUCGGAUCAUGCAUAUUAAUGAAAAUAGUCCGGCAGCAUACAAUACAGAAUUUAAAAGGUACAAUACGGAAUUUUUGUCUGUAUGUUUAUAUUUAAUUGUGAAAUACAAGCCGAUUUUUUACAGAAUUUAUAUAGGUAUAUAAUAAAGACAGAUGCACUUUGUUUGAAUGAUCAAUGAUGAUUAACAUAAUUUUUCAAAGGCACAUCUAAUAGGGUGGUUUUUUUUUGGUUUUUUUUGUCAAAAAUUUAUUUUGUUAUGCGCCUCAAAGGGGAAGCAUGUAGUCGCCACUUCAUCUGUUUGUGUGUCCGACUGUCCUGCAAGUCUUGUCUGGAAUAUUUCUCGGCAACCAGGACUGGAACUGAGCGAAAUUUUGUAGGAAACUUCUUUCCCAAGAGGAGGUGCACUUUUUCUUUAUGUUCCAGUCGGAUGAGUUUUCACUGAGUUAUUGCCUUUCUAUUAUUCAACAUUAGUAAACUAUAGAACUCUCCUUGUCCAGAGUAUUCCUCUGCACCCCUGACUGGUAUUCAACACAACUUCAGAAGAGGCUUUUUCUCAACAACUACUUGCUGGAGUUCUAAGAAAUUUCUUUGGAAGCUACACUGCUAAGACGUGUUAUGUAAAUCUAAAUGUACAUAUUUAUUAUAUAUGCACUUAUUGAGUUAUUAUGCUGACAUGACAAUAUGCAUUAUUUUACCUUAUUUUGUAACUUGUAAGGCACCAUUCAAGAUCAUUUUCAGUUUCUAUAGAAGACAGCAAAUUAAAUUUUUAAUCAGUU
Molecule: messenger RNA, 2526 nt
Organism: Mercenaria mercenaria
Lineage: Eukaryota; Metazoa; Mollusca; Bivalvia; Venerida; Veneridae
Exons: 4
Coding region: 102-1043 (313 amino acids)
Source: RefSeq, a predicted model, not a curated record